Spizellomyces punctatus DAOM BR117 is the source of this 2332-nucleotide messenger RNA. RefSeq lists its product as uncharacterized. The record is from RefSeq and is a predicted model, not a curated record. NCBI's taxonomy places the organism in Eukaryota, Fungi, Chytridiomycota, Chytridiomycetes, Spizellomycetales, Spizellomycetaceae. The transcript has 3 exons. Gene Ontology annotation, molecular function: protein binding. The coding region runs from base 471 to 1952 and encodes 493 amino acids.
GGCAAUUUGUAGGAUUAUUGUUCUUUUGCUUUUAGCUCUUGUGGAUUUGGAGGCUGCUUGCGAUAGCUCGUCUUGCCAUCCGCUUGCCAUUUGGCUGUGGGUUUUUUAUUUUUAUUUUUUUUUUUGGAUGAUGCAACCUUACGUUUGUUGACUUGUGUGUGUGGUCGUCGAUUUCCUCCUCCUUUUUGUUCCCAAAAACUGCUCAGCACUCCCACACGCAACUGCGAUUCGCCAGGCACAAACCUCCGAGAACACUAAACAUAUAUCCGCCUUUUUGUUUCGCUCAUCCACAAUAGAAGGGACAAGGAGUUCCGCAGCAACCGUUUCUUUCCCACGGCACAACACACGCACUAGUAUUUAAAGAUACCUUUUAAUUCGGCCGUGGCGACAUUCUUUUUGCAUGACCUGGAACGCGCACCUCUGCAACUUGUGAUUACCUCUUGGCUCUCACGUAAACACCUCGCUGCCGCAUGGUGAUUCCCUUGAACGUCUCUGCUGAGACAAGGUCAACAAGAAGAAAUAAUUCAAAGACAGUCACAGGGACAAAGACAAUACCUCGUGGCACGACUGCAAGUCUGCCAAGUCUGCCGGUGACGGGCGUGCUCGCUCCUACUCACGCUGCGUCUUUCGUGAAGAGGACUUCCAACUUGAGUGGCAAGAUGUUCUUUAAGGGAAAAUGGAAUUUCCGUAAAGGAAAUGCUCCUCCCGCACGAAUUGAAACAGACUUUCCAGACGAGGUUUUGGAAAAGGUGGAAAAGGAACGGUGUGUGAGCGCAACGGAUUCGGCUUGCGGUGUGGAAGAGCUAUUGAGAAUUGAUUUCCUGGCGCACCUCCCAUAUGAGCUUGCUGUGCAGAUUGUGUGCGCAGUCGGCGACAUUGCCACUGUCCAGAUGCUCGGGCUCGUCUCAAAGCGCUGGGCGCAACUUUCCCGCGACAAGGAAGUGUGGAAGAGUCUCUAUCUAAACCGAUGGGGACCGCUGACACCUCUGAAAAAACUCCAAAAACUCCGAAAACAACAACGCGACUGGAAAAGCCUCUAUUCAAACCGUAUCCUCCUGGAAAAGAACUGGGCAGAAGGGAACGUGACGGCCCGCUACAUCAACGGCCAUCACGAUUCCGUUUACUGCAUCCAAUUUGACACUGAGAGAAUAAUAUCUGGGUCCCGGGAUCGCACCAUCAAGUUUUGGGAUCUGGAAACUCAAAAAUGCACUCGAACUCUCCGCGGCCAUUGCGGAUCUGUCCUCUGCCUCCAAUACGAUGAGCGAUACAUUGUAACAGGGUCCUCAGACGCAAGCAUUAUUAUCUGGGACUACACAUCAGGAGAAGAACUCCAUACCCUACGCGGCCACAAUUCCCCCGUUCUCGACGUUCGUUUCAACGACACCAUCAUUGUCAGCUGCUCCAAAGAUUGCACAAUAAAGAUAUGGUGUCUCUCCACAGGUAGACUUGUGCGAACACUUGAGGGCCACCACGCAGCCGUCAACGCCGUCCAUUUACACGGUAACCUUGUCGCAUCCGCCUCUGGGGACUGUUUUAUCAAACUCUGGGACAUUGAAACUGGGAAAUGCAUCCGCGAUUUCGUUGGCCACAGUCGGGGCCUCGCUUGCGUCCAAUUCGAUGGAGACACCAUCGUAUCUGGUUCCAACGAUCGAUCCAUCCGGGUGUGGAACGCGCAUACCGGAGAAUUACUCCGAACAUUGGAAGGUCACAAUGACCUCGUUCGAACACUUUGCUUUGAUAAAAAGCAUAUCGUCUCGGGAUCAUAUGAUCAGACUAUCAAAGUAUGGGAUUUCAAAACGGGGGAAUUGCUCUGGGAUUUAAAGGAUGCGCAUUCGAGUUGGGUCUUCCAUGUCCAGUUUGAUGCUACAAAGAUUAUAUCGGCUAGUCAGGAUCGUAAAAUCGUUGUUUGGGAUUUCACACAUGGUGUAGACCAUGUCUCGGACUUUAUCUAAGUACCCGGCUAUUUUCUCUGCAUACAGCUCUUCUGCAAAAGAAAAGAAAAAGAUAGGGGGCUUUAAUGGGUAAAACUUUUUCAAGAUGUGGUAUUUCUUUCUUUUUGGGUCUGCCCCAUACCUUUUUUUUUUCCUCUGUAGAUUUUGGUUUAUGUAGGGUUGGGUGUCUAUUGGUUGCGCUCCUGGAUGUUUGGAGAGCAUUCGGAGAUGAGAGCAAGUAUUUCGUGUAAAGUGAGCUGUAGAUUGUAUUAGCAUGGGUUGCUGGCUUGUGGGGUUGUGGCCCGUCGGCCACGAUUACAUUCUUUCUCGUAUCUUAAAAUAUAUUAUACCGUCCGUCAUCUGACAGCAGCUCCCGAAAGAUUUGCUGUACGACAGCCACG